This is a messenger RNA of Lobosporangium transversale, 629 nucleotides long. Its product is annotated as Got1/Sft2-like family-domain-containing protein. The transcript has 7 exons. Lineage: Eukaryota; Fungi; Mortierellomycota; Mortierellomycetes; Mortierellales; Mortierellaceae. The record is from RefSeq and is a predicted model, not a curated record. The coding region runs from base 124 to 600 and encodes 158 amino acids. Gene Ontology annotation, cellular component: membrane. Gene Ontology annotation, biological process: vesicle-mediated transport.
CUUUUUGCUUUGCUUCGCCCUUGUCAUCUCUUUCAUUCCUUGCCAAGCAAACCAAACCUUCCUCUCUUAAUACUUCCCUUAGUACUAGCAAAUAAAAAGAAGAAAAGAAAUAAAUAGUUCAUCAUGGCCAUCUGGGGAAUGUCAUCACUGCCGAACAAUGAGGAUGUUAUGGACGAUACGAAUCCCAUUAGCUGCUUCAAUCUCAACAGGACUCAACGUCUCUAUGGCUUCGGGAUCUGUUUCGUGGCUGGAUUCUUAAUCUCGAUUCUGUCUACUUUGUCACUCGGUACUGGGCAGCUCGCUUUAUUUGCAGUGUUCUUCACUCUUGGCAACAUUGUGUCGUUGUUGAGCACCACUUUCUUAAUUGGACCUUCCAAGCAGUUCAAGACUAUGUUUGCCCCAGUUCGUAUGGUUGCUUCCAUUGUUUUCCUAUCUCUAAUCGUAAUCACUCUCAUUGUCGCAUUCACACUUAAAGCAGCACUCCUUUGCUUGAUUUUGUGCAUUGUCCAGUUCUUGGCGCUGUUCUGGUACAGUGCCUCAUAUAUCCCAUACGGCCGUGCAGCCAUUAGGAAGGUCGCUGGAGGAUGCAUUGAUGUGUGAGCUUUCAGUUCAAAAAAUGUGAAUAAAAG